This is a messenger RNA of Aspergillus neoniger CBS 115656, 2146 nucleotides long. Its product is annotated as serine/threonine-protein kinase. The record is from RefSeq and is a predicted model, not a curated record. Gene Ontology annotation, biological process: spliceosomal complex assembly; protein phosphorylation; regulation of mRNA processing. Gene Ontology annotation, molecular function: protein kinase activity; ATP binding. The transcript is spliced from 3 exons. NCBI's taxonomy places the organism in Eukaryota, Fungi, Ascomycota, Eurotiomycetes, Eurotiales, Aspergillaceae. Bases 414 to 2018 code for a protein of 534 amino acids.
CUCUGCAUCUCCCUUUUUUGACCACCCCAACUUACUUUCCGAUCCGAUCGGUCGCAAUUCUUUGGCAUCAUGGAUGGGGUUGAUAUCACCAAGGCCGUUCUCAAUAAAGGGAAGCAAAUGGCGAGUAGUGUCGCUGCCUCCGCUACCAAUGGCAAUGGCGGUAAGAAGAGAAGAAAAGGGACCGACUUAAAGCCGAUCGUCACCAACGAAGCCGCCACGCUUGGAGUCGACCCAGCGACCACCACCAGCACCACCACCACAUCCUCCACCACUACUGAGGGGUAUGGCUUUUACCCUUUCUUUCUUUUUCUAGAUUCCUUUUCCCUGCUUGCCCGUGUUUUCUUUGCUCCCUUCCUCCCGCCUUUCUCUUUCUUUUGGUUUUCCCCGCCACAUCCUGAUUCUUUCUAACCGCCAUGAGUGGCAGGGUUCCCGCAUACGGCGUCCCACCAUCGCGCUCGUCCUCUUCAUCCUCUGGCGAAGAACUCGAGACCACCGCCGAGGAAGAGGACUCGGAAGACUACUGCAAGGGUGGUUACCACCCGGUCUCCGUCGGUGAAACCUACAACAAUGGUCGAUAUGUGGUCGUGCGCAAGCUAGGGUGGGGUCACUUUUCGACUGUCUGGUUGUCCCGCGAUACCACAACUGGGAAGCAUGUCGCCCUCAAGGUCGUCCGUUCCGCUGCCCACUACACCGAAACCGCCAUCGAUGAAAUCAAGCUGUUGAACCGCAUCGUCCAAGCCAAACCCUCUCACCCCGGUCGCAAACAUGUCGUCAGUCUGCUGGACUCGUUUGAGCACAAGGGCCCCAACGGGGUCCACGUGUGUAUGGUGUUUGAAGUGCUGGGAGAAAAUUUGCUCGGGUUGAUCAAGCGAUGGAACCACCGCGGUAUCCCCAUGGCCUUGGUGAAACAGAUCACAAAACAAGUGCUGCUUGGAUUGGACUACCUUCAUCGGGAGUGUGGUAUCAUCCACACGGAUCUGAAGCCGGAGAACGUGCUGAUCGAGAUCGGCGACGUGGAGCAGAUCGUGAAGACAUACGUCAAGGAAGAGGCGAAGAAGGAGCAGAAGGAAGACAAUCGCAAUGGUCGGCGACGGCGCCGGACCCUGAUCACUGGGAGUCAACCGCUGCCGAGUCCGCUCAAUACCAGCUUCGACUUUAAGCACAGUUCGCAAAACUCCCACAGCAGUCUUAGUCAGAUGGUCAGCGAGUCGUCUGUGACUCCCAAUGCAGAAAGUACAUCGAUGAAGGAGAUGCUCGGAAUCAAGGACGAUGAUGAGAAGCAGAAGCAACGGGAAAAGACUGCGUAUGUUAUCUUCUCUUGCCUGAGGGAUAUGGCUAAUGAUUACAGUGAUUUGCUGGAACGGGAGGUAUCGGGCAUUUCGCUCGACAAGUCUCAGUCGAGCGAAGAGCAAGAGCCGGAAUGUGAUAUAAUCUCCGUGAAAAUCGCCGAUUUGGGCAAUGCCUGCUGGGUCGGCCAUCAUUUCACCAACGACAUCCAAACGCGACAGUACCGUUCGCCCGAAGUUAUCCUGGGCUCGAAAUGGGGCGCGAGCACAGAUAUUUGGAGUAUGGCUUGCAUGGUAUUCGAACUCAUCACGGGCGAUUAUCUUUUCGAUCCGCAAUCAGGUACCAAGUAUGGUAAAGACGACGAUCAUAUCGCGCAGAUCAUUGAGCUUCUGGGACCGUUCCCGAAGUCUCUCUGUCUCUCGGGCAAGUGGUCGCAGGAGAUUUUCAACCGCAAAGGCGAACUGCGCAACAUCCACCGGUUACGCCACUGGGCCCUGCCGGAUGUGCUGCGGGAGAAGUAUCAUUUCUCGGUCGAGGAAAGCAUGCGCAUCAGCGAGUUCCUGCUGCCAAUGCUCGAAGUGUCCCCGGAGCGGCGCGCCAAUGCCGGCGGCAUGGCAUCCCACGAAUGGAUGCGGGAUACACCCGGUAUGGACGGGAUUGAUCUGGGCAUAACGCCCGGCAGCCGCGGCGAGGGCAUUGACGGAUGGGCGAUGGAAGUGAAACGGAGAUAAACAAAAGUACAUUUAGGCAUGAGGACUCCUGACCACAAGCGUCAGCCGAGUCGGGUGACGAGUUUCCUUGUUUCUGUUACCGUGCGGCGGACCUCUUUAUACUCUACUACCAUUUCUUUUUGGCUGCG